Geodia barretti is the source of this 1229-nucleotide messenger RNA. The record is from the annotation of a GenBank genome assembly. NCBI's taxonomy places the organism in Eukaryota, Metazoa, Porifera, Demospongiae, Tetractinellida, Geodiidae.
UAUGGGACAUUCAGAGGAGUCCCUCAUUCAUAGGUAAUAUGUUCUUGACACAGGGAGCUAGUGCUAAUGUAGCAGGCAGCGGAGCAUCGUGGGGGCUUUACUUCUUCUUGUGAGUGGGUGCCCCCUGCAAUCAGAGCUGGAAAUCAGCGGUCUCUUUCCCCUCAGCUAUAAUGCGAUGAAGUUUUCGCUACAAGAAGGAGACAUAGACGUCUCUCUCUCUGCCCUGCACCAUCUCAUGUGUGCAGUCUUCGCAGGUCUUCACAGUCAUGAUACUUCCACUUUCUUUUCUCUGGUGUAACCUUAAGGACCACAACAUUUUGGUAUUCGACAACACCAACAUGGUGGAUCAUUUCUUAGGUUUAUCUGUGAAAAAUGGCAAAAUUUUUUGCCGCCUUGUAAAUAUUUUAGCUCUGUUGUUACGUAUAUAUCUCUCUCAUGUGUAGGAGCGCUGACUCUGACAGUGACCAACCCAAUAUGGGUCGUGAAGACAAGAAUGUGCCUGGUCUCGUCUCCCUCUCUCCCUCGUCACAUGAGGUACAGAGGACUCCGGGACGGCCUGGCGAACCUCUGGAGACACGAGGGACUGCGAGGAAUGUACACAGGGUAUGUCCCUGGUUUGAUUGGCACGUCACAUGGGGCAAUACAGUUCAUGGUCUACGAAGAGUUAAAGAAGUUUUACUGCCACCACUACAACCUUCCUCUCUCAACUCAACUGAGCCCACUUCACUACAUCGCCAUGGCAGCCAGCAGUAAGGUGGUGGCAGUGACGGCCACAUACCCAUACCAGGUGAUCCGGGCACGGCUUCAGGACCAGGAGCAGCGAUACUCUGGACUCAGGGACACCAUUUGGAGAACAUACAGACAUGAAGGUGUGAGAGGGUUCUAUAAGGGAAUCACGGCCAACUUGGCUAAAGUAGUGCCUGCAGUGUCCAUCACUUUUGUCGUGUAUGAGAACGUGUCAGCUGCUCUCAGAUAGCCACACCCACUGACCACACCCACUCAUUCCAAUCAAUUUUCAUGACAGAAUGACAUCGUUUUAUGUUUUGUUUCUCAAUGCCAUUUGGAGUGAGAUAAAGGGAAACGAAAGUUCAGAGUGAGAAAGAGUCGGAGCCUGAAGUUUGUAGUGAGAUGGGGGGUCCACUGCUACUUUGAACAAUUAUUAACACCAUAAAGCAGUGACAGAAAUAAAACUAUUUGCUACCGUGAUAAAUACUGAAGACUGAAUAAUA